AUGCCACAUUUGGGCUUCAUCAUUGCCACUAUUAUUAUUAUUAUUAUCAUUAUUAUUAUUAUUUGUGUCCCCUCCUGCCUUACAGUGCGGAAACAGGAAAUUAUAAAAGUGACAGAGCAGCUGAUUGAAGCCAUAAGCAAUGGAGAUUUUGAGUCCUACACGAAGAUGUGCGACCCUGGAAUGACGGCUUUCGAACCCGAGGCCCUGGGGAACCUGGUCGAGGGCCUGGACUUCCAUCGAUUCUAUUUUGAAAACCUGUGGUCCCGGAACAGCAAGCCCGUGCACACCACCAUCCUGAACCCCCACAUCCACCUGAUGGGCGAUGAGUCAGCCUGCAUAGCCUACAUCCGCAUCACGCAGUACCUGGACGCUGGCGGCAUCCCCCGCACCGCCCAGUCAGAAGAGACCCGUGUCUGGCACCGUCGGGAUGGCAAAUGGCAGAUCGUCCACUUCCACAGAUCUGGGGCGCCCUCUGUCCUGCCCCAUUGAAGGACCCGGCUGGGGUCGCUGCGGUGUCAUGUCGCAGAGAUCCACUCUUUGUCCUUGGAAAGUGGCUGCUGAUUCUCUCUCUUGGAUUUUGCUGGAAUUCUCCCCAUCUCAUCGAUCGAACAGUUUACCUCUGUUCCUGCAUCGAGAAAAUCUGCUUGUUCACAAAAGCCAUCCCGACUUCAAAGCAAAUGGCCAGCUCUCCCCACCCCCACCCCUUACUCCUGCUCUCUUCCUGACAGGGCAGGGCUUCCUCAGGCCUGAAUACCUGGGGUGCUGGCCCCAAGGACUUCCCCCCCACCACUUCCACCCACUGUUGUUGGCCUGGACUGGCCUUGGCUCCAGCUAUGUGUUCACCAGGCUUGAGGAGGAGAGAUGUGUAGUGGGGGUUCCUGUCAUGGACCUCUCCUCUUCUGGGGUCCCCGAAGAAGUACAGGUGAACCUCCCCCCCAUCCCCAUGGCCAGCCUCCCUGUGGGAGAGUAUGAAAGAAGGGCAGAACAGGAAGCCCUGCCUUCAACUGCUGCCCAGAUCUCCUCCCCUCCUGGGCUGGCCUUCUGGGGGUCUGCUGACCCUUCCCAGUACAGGGAGUUCAACCCCUCACCUGCCCCACUUGCUGCCUCCUGCGAAGUCCACCUGCAACAUUGACCUGCUCACCCACCCUCCAUCAUCUUUGGAGAAUUCCAACUUCAUCAUGUCCGAGAGAGAACCUGAUUGUGUUUCAGGGGCAAAAGAAAGCAACGUUUAGGAAUUACUUCUAUUUGGACCGCAUGCCUUUUUCUAGCCAAACUUCUGUGUAUUUCGUAAAUGGAUUUUGCGUUAAGGAAUAUUUAUGUAAUAACUAAGCCUUUCGAGUUAUGUGAAGAGGGCUGGGUUGGGAAGGGGAUAGAAAGAGGGGUGAGAGGUAGUUUUUAUUCUGUUCUAGGCUUUUUUGGUUUCUUUUGGUCCUUUCUGAGGUGGACUUUGUCACCUGUGGUUAUCUGAGGCUGAGGCGGACUUGGCCCCAGGAAGCAUGGCCUCUCUGCCAUUCUGGUCCUGAGGUGAGCCAGUGCAGGCCUCCCUUCCAAGUGCUAGGUGACUAAGAAACAGUGAGUCUAGGCAGGGAGAGGGCUGAGGCUAUCAGGAUGGAAACAUCCGGGCUUGGCUUCGCUUCUCUCUCAAACUGGGGUCCUUACCACUGAACUUUCCAGGAUUUCCUUCCUCCACAUGUGUGUGGAGCCCCCAGUGCCCCCACCCACCCCUUGGUCUCUGAACAUGGGUGAGCAUGGGCCUUCAUUGCCUCUCUCUACCCUUGGCAUCUGAUGGCCAAAGCAGAGCACUGGAUACUUCUGCCUGCCUUCUAGUCUUCACGCCUCACCCUGAAUCUGGAGUUUCUCUCUCUCUUCCUCUCUCUCUCUCUCUCUCUCUCUCUCUCUCUCUCUCGCUCCUUUCCUCUCUCCCUCCCUCUUGCCCAAAGCUGACUGGUGUGGAAUGCCUUGGUACAUCCACAGGAUCUGCUGUCUGCACUGUUUCCUUUGCAUGACUUUAUAUGCAGUAAGUAUGUUGAAAAAAAUGAAAAGAAGAAAAACACUCAGCAAAAUCAAUCUACAUGUUUUGGAUAAAAAAAAACAAAACACCCAAUAGAGGUUGUAUUCUCAGUGUCCGACUCGGAAUUACAUUGCUGCCUCUCUGUGCUUUUGGCCUCUGUGUGGCCGUGUUUUGCCAGCAUGAGAUACUGUCCCCUCUGGAGGAUCUAGGGGAGGAAGAGCCACAUCCCCUGUGUUAGGGUUUGGAGGACGCUGCAGUGCCCUCAGCCCUCCCGGGUGUUGGCUGGAGCAGAACUAGGGGGAUGUUUAAUCCUGAACUUUCUAGUUCUCCCCCAUCAUGAGUUGUCUGCUGGGCUCUUUUCUUAAGUCCUGCUGCACAGGGACAGGUGAGACAAGCUGGGCUGCAGGCCAGGAAAGGGGCUGCCCAGACCUCUCUUUUGCAAGCUGGCCCAUCACUGGCCUCUGUCCCUGGAAGAGAUCCUGCUGCCCUGUCCUAGAGGGUGUGCUCCUUGCCUGCCCCAGGGCCCAGAGGUCUUCUCAGUAAGGUUCAGUGAUCUCAUUUUCCCAGCAGCAAAACUACCUGUCCCUCUGUGAACUGCCGGUUCCCUAUGGCCAUCCCCAAUCAAAGGUGAAGGAGAGGUGUGGCCUUCACCAGGGGAUGCUACAAUUACCAAGCAAGGUCUGGUUUUUUUCUUCAGCCUCAGUUUCCCCAUCAGUUAAAAAGGAUAAGUGUUCCUAACCCAGACUGAUGGAGAAUCAAAUUGAUGGUGACAUGAGGCUCAGUAUACCUGAGGGGAACUUACAGUGUUCGGCGUUGGCUGGCUUUCUAUUUGCUUUAGGCCUGGCCAGCCCCCAUCCUCGCCCAUACCUGCCCCUCGUUCCCCUCUUUGGUGCCUGUCCAUUGCUUAUCAGCAGUGGACUGCAAGGAAAAGAGAAGUGGUUGGGGGGUUAAUAGACUUCAAUUCUUAGCUCUGACCAGACUUGCUGUGUGACCUUGGGUGAGUCCUUUCCUCUUCUGGGACCUUGGUUUCCCUACCAGAGGAAACAAGAUAAGGAGGACCCCCAAAUCUUGCCUUUCUUUGGCUGUCACACCUCUGUCCACUGUGUGCCUCUCCAAGUGCCAGAAAAGUGGAGGCAGAGCCCUACCCCAGGCUGUGAUGGCCCUUACUGUAGAGGCCACCCCUGUGGGUGAGCAGUCACCGGAUGUAGACCCUGAGGACCAGGGUGACCCUGAGGCAGCAGGCAGGAAACACUGCCCAGAGCCCACCAGACAAACUCUAUGCUCCUCUCAAAUGCCCUCUAGAUGCAAAAAAAAAAAAAAAAAAAAAA
Messenger RNA from Castor canadensis (American beaver), 3339 nucleotides. The record is from RefSeq and is a predicted model, not a curated record. NCBI's taxonomy places the organism in Eukaryota, Metazoa, Chordata, Mammalia, Rodentia, Castoridae.